UGGGAUGGGCUUGAACACACAUGUAAUGUAACAAUAGCCUCGGUCGAGGUGAGGUGGAAGAAGCAAAGCAAUCUCCGUGAGCGGUGAUGGCGCAGCAGUGGCGAUCUCUCCUCUUCCUCCUCCUCCUCCUCCUCGUGCCCUUCGCCGCCGCCGCCGGGCAGGAUGCGCCGUUCGUGGUAGCACAGAAGAAGGUUGCGCUGUCCCGCCCGGGUCCAGGCGUGGAGCGCCUCGCCGUCACCCUCAACCUCUACAACCAGGGUUCCGCGACCGCCUAUGAUGUUAGCUUGAACGACGACUCUUGGCCACAGGAGGCUUUUCAACUUAUCUCUGGAACCACAUCAAAGAUUGUGGAAAAACUUGAUCCUGGUGCUACUGCUUCCCACAACUUCAUCUUGGAGACCAAAGUGCAGGGCAAGUUUCAGGGCUCUCCUGCCAUUAUCACAUACCGUGUUCCCACAAAGGCCGCACUUCAGGAGGCUUACUCAACGCCCAUGUUUCCACUUGAUAUUCUUGCUGAGAGACCUCCCCAACAGAAGUUUGAAUUGGCUAAGAGACUUGUGGGGAAAUAUGGGUCGCUGGUCUCCGUUGUUUCCUUUGUCGGUGUGUUUAUCUACCUGGUUGCAAGCCCGUCAAAAUCCACUGCUGCAAAAGGAAGCAAGAAGAGGCGCUAAAUCUGUUUUGUUGCCUUUUUUUUGUUGUAUUUGGUUUUACAAGAAUGUACUCUCUCAGGUUUUAUAAGGUUCUCCUAUGUACUCUAAGGGAUUAACUAGACUAAGGCAUCAUCUGUCAUUUUGGCCUUCUGUAGUUGAGCAUCUCGGGUGAGGCCUGAGCUGACUGACUUAAAAUCAGAGGUGUAGAUUUGAUACAUCUUAAAUCAUUUUAGUACAUUCAACCUUUUGUGCCUG
This is a messenger RNA of Oryza sativa Japonica Group (Japanese rice), 905 nucleotides long. RefSeq lists its product as uncharacterized. Gene Ontology annotation, cellular component: endoplasmic reticulum. Lineage: Eukaryota; Viridiplantae; Streptophyta; Magnoliopsida; Poales; Poaceae. The record is from RefSeq and is a predicted model, not a curated record.